GGGCACGCACGUCCUCUGCUGCUUAGGGCGGGCGCCAAGCGGACCAGAAGCCGGCUUCCUUGUUGACAUGCUUCUCCAACUCUGAAGCUUUACCCCUCCUGAAACACACAAAAGGUUUACUCAGGUGCUGCUGGUGUGGCUCAGUGGGUACAAUACUCAGAACAUGAACAACGAUACAUAUUACCAAUGUUCAAAGCUGAUUCGGGUAGAACUGGGAUACAGUUGCAUACACCCUAUUCCAGAGGAAUUAGAAAAGCCAAAGUAAUGGAUAACAGAAAAGAGCCUCCAUUCUUCAAUGAAGAUAACGUGGGAGAAUUUUACUACAAAAUUCCUUUGUAUGAUACCAUGGAACUCUUCAUUGAAACAUUGACUGGAACAUGUUUUGAGCUGAGAGUUUCACCCUUUGAAGCUGUUAUUUCUGUGAAAGCAAAAAUUCAAAGAUUGGAAGGUAUUCCCAUCUGUCAGCAGCACUUAAUUUGGAAUAACAUGGAACUUGAAGAUGAGUAUUGCUUGAAUGAUUACAACAUUUCAGAAGGUUGUACCUUGAAGCUGGUUUUGGCUAUGCGUGGUGGACCUAUAAAUACCAGAAAAGUUCCUAUGGAAGAUCCACUUAGGGAGAUGGCUGAGUACAUGGAUUCUAGUCGAGAUGAAGUCUGGGAGAAAACUUCCUGCAACAAACAAGUUACGUUCUUGGUGUACCGAGAAGGAGAUCAAUUGAAUUUCUUUCGUGUAGUAGAUAGGGGAGAUGGCACUUUAACACCAUUAUCCGAAUCUUUAAGCGGUGGUUCUGUGUAUAAUCUGUAUACAGAUGAGGAUGAAGAAGCUGAGCCUUCUCCCUCAGGGCAACAGAUCAUUGAAAAUUCAAUCACCAUGAACAAGAUGAAGCUGCUGAAGGCGAAGAUGGAGACUAUGAACCUCAGCAAGAAGCCUAAGAAGGUCGUCAAGGUGAAACCUCGCCCGCCCGUGGCUCCACGGCCGUCCAGCAACACCUCGGCGGCGGCCCGGCACCGGCUUCUGAGAGUACUGCCCCAUAUCGGGCAGCCCUGCCCGCCACCCCCGGCGGCCGCGCCUCCUCCCGAGGCCCCCCGGAGUUCAGGCGUGACAAUUCGGUCCCCGGCCGACCGCCUGCCGUCCGCCGCGGGCGAAAUGCCCCGCGGGGAGGAGCCCCCGGAGCGGGAGCCGCGGGCUCAUCCUCGCGCCGGCAGCCGGCCCGCGUCGCAGGCGCCGCGCGCCGAGUCCGGGCCGGACCGGGAGCUCGCAGACUGCGUUUUCCACCUCGGAUCCUCCCUGCCCCGGCGGACGAAAGCCUUCUCCGGGACCCGGUCACCGGGCGGCGACGACGAUCCCGCUUUGGCCCCCUCUCCGGACGCGCGUGUUCCCGCAGAGCCGCCCCCCGCCGCGGGGCCAGGGUCCCCGCCGGCGGCCGGGGGCGCAGCCGAGCGCUGGGGCGGCCUGGAUGGGACCAACACCGACGAGAGAGGGGUGCUAAUCCCCGAGGCGCACGCGAACCCUGGCCCCAAGGCAGCCAGCGGCGACCUCCACGGCGCCCCGAUUCCCCACAAGAGCAAGCUCCUGUCGCCGCUGCGCUGCGCGGCCUCAGCCUCGCUGCACUCUGCGCUGCUGAAGCAGCCAAGGCCGACGGCCAAGGCCCCGCCGUGCGCCCCGCAGAGCGCGCGCCGCCCACUGGAUGCGCGGGCCCCCGAGGCCACCUUCCCGCGAACUCCGCGCCUCCGCGCGGUCAAGGUGGACUCCCCGGGCAAGAGGCCGGACGUGAUCUCCAAAGGGGAGGCUCGAGACAUCACGGAAAUGGCCAACAAGGCCUCCAAGGAGCCCGUGGGCUGCGUCAAUAACAUUGGGUUUUUUGUUUCGCUUGCUCGGAGCACCAGCAGAGACAGUGUGCAGAGCACUCGGGGCUCCAGCCGGCUGCGGCCCCCCACCAUGGGGCUGGCCUCAAGCCUCCAGCACUUCCAGGAAGACGCCGCCAAGAAAAGCUCUCCCCAGGGUGAGCCCUUGGAGGGUUUUCUAUCUGCCCGUGGUAGUGGAAUGAAUGGAAAUAAUGCAGCAGCAGGGAAAAGAAUCGGAGAAUGCACUCAUCACCUCCCACCAGUGAAAGCCUCCCUUCAAACAAAGAAGAAAACAACAAAGCAUUGUUUUCUUUGUGGAAAGAAAACAGGACUGGCUACUAGCUACGAAUGCAGGCAGAUGUGGAAACAACUUCUGUGCAUCUCAUCGCUAUGCAGAAGCUCACAGCUGCACCUAUGAUUACAAGAGUGCAGGGAGGAAAUACUUGCAGGAGGCAAAUCCUGUGGUUAAUGCACCAAAGCUUCCAAAAAUCUAGCUUUCCUCUGCACCCCACUGCUCUGCCUGAGGAAUCGCAUUAUAUUGACAGAAGACAUGUUGCUUAGACUGCAUUAUUUUUGUUCGGCUCCAAAAGAUUUGCCAAAUAAGAGCAUAUAAUGCAUACUGUUGAAGAAUGAGAGUGCUCCUGUAUUUGAUGUCUUUAUUCUUUGGUGAAUCAAAAUUUUUAAAAGUAGUUUUAAAAGCUUUCCACUAUAGCUUUGUUCUUACAUGUCUGUGUUCAGUGUUUUAUAUUUGAUAUUACAAUUUUACUAGACAAACCUUGGAAGGAUGCCCCUGAGGAAGCUCCUGUUGACUCUUUGACUGGGCCUCCGUGCUGCAUAGAAAUGAGUGCUCAUGUACUGGUGCUUUUCAACAGAAAUGAGCGCCCAUGGAAUGGAGCUAUAUAAAGUGACCAUAUUUUGUGUUUCUUUUUUUGAGGGGAUGGGGUAAGUAGGGGUAUUUUUAAGAUCCCAUGUGUGAAAGUUUAUGAGUUUACUGGCAAGUUCUUUUUAUUUUCAAACUACUUUUUGUAAAAAAGAACAUUUGGUUUUACAGUGUGGUUUUAAUACACACAUAUUUAUAUAUUUCUUCCAUAUUUAGAUUAGCAUUCAGAUAUGUAUCCAUUCUCUAAAACACAUCAUGUUAAUCAUAUAUUUAUAAAAUACUACUUUUUAAAAGGUAGUUUUUUACAAAACAGUAUCUUAUUUGUCAUUAAAUACAGGAACCACCUUUUUUUUUUUUUUUUUUUUUUUUUUUUGAAAAAUGGCUACACUUGAAGCAAAAUCUUACAGCUUGGCUUGUUUUCUAAUAUAUUGAGUGCUACUCCCAGAAGAAAUUCAAAUAAAUAUUCAGCUUCACUAUGA
Molecule: messenger RNA, 3203 nt
Organism: Perognathus longimembris pacificus (Pacific pocket mouse)
Lineage: Eukaryota; Metazoa; Chordata; Mammalia; Rodentia; Heteromyidae
Gene: Zfand4
Product: zinc finger AN1-type containing 4
Exons: 11
Coding region: 187-2262 (691 amino acids)
Molecular function (GO): zinc ion binding; protein binding
Source: RefSeq, a predicted model, not a curated record